Gilbertella persicaria is the source of this 1274-nucleotide messenger RNA. Its product is annotated as ras small monomeric GTPase Rab6. The record is from RefSeq and is a predicted model, not a curated record. NCBI's taxonomy places the organism in Eukaryota, Fungi, Mucoromycota, Mucoromycetes, Mucorales, Choanephoraceae. Bases 384 to 1067 code for a protein of 227 amino acids. Gene Ontology annotation, molecular function: GTPase activity; GTP binding. The transcript is spliced from 6 exons.
CCGUGGUACUCUUGACUACGCUACUCCUUGGGACGUCAUGGUCGACAUGUUCUUCUACCGUGAUCCUGAGGAAAUCGAAAAGGAAAACGCUGAAGCUGACAUUGAAGAAGGUGAAUUCAACACUGAAGCUGUUGCCAGCGAAUGGGCUGUUGAAGGUGAUGCUGCUGAAGGUGUUGCUGGUAUUGCUGCCGCUGCUGACUGGUCUGCUAACCAAACCACUGACUGGGCUGACGAAUCUGCUGCUCCCGCUCAAUCUUCUUGGGAAGCUUAAAUUCAUAGAGAAAAAUAAAAUUUUAAUUUCUUUUCAGGAGUUUAUGUCUAUGUUGAAAAAAAAAAGAGGGAGGGGAAUGGUUACACAUACCAAUUUAAAAAAAAAAAAAAGAAUGUCUCCUUUUCUUUCACUUUUUCUUUUUACUAUUUCUACAACCAUGUCUGUUAUUUCAAAUAAUAAUGAUUUUGGUAAUCCUUUAAAAAAGUUUAAACUCGUAUUUCUUGGUGAACAAAGUGUUGGAAAGACUUCACUUAUUACUCGGUUUAUGUACGACACAUUUGACAAUACAUAUCAGGCUACCAUCGGCAUUGAUUUCUUAUCCAAAACCAUGUACCUGGAUGAUAGAACCAUUCGUCUUCAGUUAUGGGAUACGGCAGGCCAGGAACGUUUUCGGUCUUUGAUUCCUAGUUAUAUACGCGAUUCUUCUGUUUGUGUGGUUGUGUAUGAUAUUACCAGUCGAAAUUCUUUUUUAAAUACGCGUAAAUGGAUUGAUGAUGUACGCGCUGAAAGAGGAACAGAAGUGAUUAUUGUGUUAGUAGGAAAUAAAACGGACCUGAACGAUAAAAGACAGGUCACAGUAGAUGAAGGAGAAGAGAAAGCAAAAGAAUACAAUAUUAUGUUUAUAGAGACAAGUGCCAAGGCAGGAUAUAACGUAAAGGCUCUAUUUAGAAAAAUUGGCCAUGCCUUACCUGGUGUCGAUCAUCCUUCAGAAGAUGGAGCAAAGGAACAAUUGACUAAGGUUGACUUGAUGGACACUUCAGCAAGAAAAGAAGAAACAAGUUCCUGUGCUUGCUAAUACAAGCGCCAAUUUAUACCAUAAUAAAAAAGAUUAAUGCCUGAAAAGGCAAAUUUAAACCGAUCGAGCUCACACAGGACUAAUUGUUUAAAGAGAUUGCUAUGCACACAUAUUUAGAAAUUGUUGCUUGACUUGGAAGUGCAGUAUAUGUUACACAGCAUUUCUGCUUGUAAUACAUGCAAAAAAAGGAUAAGAUUUGAUUAUGUA